AUAAAAAAUAUAAAAAAGAAAUCCCUUAAAAAUUUAUAGUUUAUAGAAGCAACAAUGUUGCCUUUACCUGGUACCACUACAAUAAUGCCCACUGCAAACUCCACAAAAUCUUCAUUAUCAACAACAUCAACAACAAGAGCAGCAAUAUCAUCAACAAAUUUAUGGCCAUUAUGCCAACAACAAAUACCAUUUAAUACAAACAAGACAGCAGCAACAGCAAAACAUCAACAACAACAUAAUAAUAAUAAUAGUAAAAAACUAGCAACAGCCACAAAAAGUUUAAAAAAAGUUGCCACAAUUGCAAGUAGCAAGUGUAUUAAGCAUAAAAAGAAUUCAAUAGCAGCAAAAGCAGCAGCAGCAAAUGCUCAGAGUAAACAUCAACAACAUCAAUGUAAACUAACAACACUUAAAUGCAAAAGCAGCAACACUAACAUUAUUGACAACGAAAAUAGCAACAACAGCAACAACAUUGUUAGUAGUAAAAAUACAACAAUUUGUUGUAAAAAUGCCAUUAAAAGAAAACAAAAACGAGCAAUUCGUUGGCCCUUGUCAUCAUUAUCAUCGGCAUCAGCAGCAUUUUCACCAUCUGUAGCAGCAUCAUCGUCAUCAUCAUCAUUAUACUCAACAUCAUACUCCCGGAUAUUUUGCCUUUGGCUAUGGAUAGCAAUUUCAUCAUUGGCCUUUGUUCAUUGUAUACCAUCACCAUCUUCAUCGAUACAGCAGCUACAAAAAAGAGGCGGCUCCUCCGACAUCACUAAAGACCAGUGCAACAAAACCGUGGAUAUUUUCGAAGAUGUCAGCUCGCCCGAGGUGACGAAUCAGAAUGUGGGGCGACCCUUAACCUGCUCGUAUCGUUUUCGCACACUGAAAGGUGCUCCUCGGGAUUUUGUGCUGAGACUAAGAUUUAAAAAGUUCAAAAUUGGCACUUUAAUGAAUGCCACACACUGUGAGGGUGGCUAUUUGCAGAUUGUGGAUGGCAAUGCCAAAACUGAUGUCUCCAAUCGACGAGAGCCUGGCAUGUUUUGUGGUGAAGCCGAACAACCUCAAACGUUUAUCAGUGAGACGAGUUAUGUGAAAGUCCUGUUUCACACUGACAACUUUACAGACCAGACUUAUUUUACUUUCGAUUCGCGUGCCGAACAGCAAACAGAAGUUUAUUUACGUUAUGGCCAACAUCCCGAACUGUAUCCCAACAGACGUGGUGAGGUGGUGCAGGGCUCAUAUUGUGAACGAGAAUAUCGCGAUUGUCGCCUGCAAACAUGUUAUGUUCAAUCACCUGCGUAUCCGGGUCUGUAUCCAAGAGCCUUAAAUUGCCGUUAUAAAUUACAUACGAGACAGCCAUACAUCAAAUUGUAUCUACAAAAUGAACAAUUUGCGGUCGAUGGACAAAGAUGUGAAAAUGUAAUGACUUGUCCCAUUCGACCCAUUGGCUCGGGCAAUGAACAUUGUCCUUAUGACUGGCUGGCUGUUUAUGAUGGCAGAGAUGAACAUUCACCAUUGAUUGGUAAAUUCUGUGGCCUGGGAAAGUUUCCCUUCAGUAUAAUUGGCACCUCACAAUACAUGUAUGUUGAAUUUGUUACAUCACCGGCCGGACCUUUAUUAAAUACCGGCUUUCAUUUUAAUGUUGGCAAUUGGCCAGGACAUGUGGAAACAGCUGGCAUUAAACAUGGCAUUUGUGAUUGGUUGCUUAGUUCCGAUUCUCUGAAGGACAGCAGUGCGAGUGAGGGUAUAUUUUUGAGCAUAGCCCAUUGGUAUCCACCCAACACCUCCUGCAGUUAUCACAUCAAAGGACAUGCUGGUGAAAUAGUGCGUUUGUAUUUUCCCAGUUUUCGCAUCAACCGCAUAGAAUCGCCCAUACUCAAAUACGAUGGAGACUGUGGUGAGUCUCUGACCAUUUACGAUAGCGAUCAUGCUGAUCCGGCACGCAUUAUCAAAACCUUCUGUGAUACCUUUUCCCGGCCCAUGGAGAAAGUGGACUUUGUCAGCACCAGCCAGUCGCUGUUUGUACAAUUUGAAUCGAAAACUGGUUCUUAUAGUGGCAGCUCUUUGUAUUACUGGGCCCACUAUGAUUUCUUCAAUAACACUCGCUUUGGCGAUCCAGUACCCAAUACCUUGUGUGAUGAGGUCAUGUAUGCCUGGAAACACCCGGGCGGUAAAAUACGUUCGCCCAUGAACUCUUUAAUAUUCAAGCGCACCGGGGGUUCGGAUGUCCGCUGUCAAUAUAAAUUUGUUACCGAUCGUAGACUUUAUGCCCGUGCCGUUAUUGAGGUGAACUCGGUGAUGUUUAAGGAAUUGCCCUACAACAAUAAUGCCUGCACUAGAUGUCAUGAGGAGAGAGUUGAUAAGCUGGUUAUUUGGGAGGAGAGAGAAAAGUUUCAAAAUAAUUUGGCCUGUUUCUGUGACAAUAUACCACGGCCUGUAAGGGUUAUCUCGUCGGCCGAUCAAAUGAAUUUGGAAAUGAUAGUGCAGGGACAACAUGCCAUAACCUCGUAUUUUAAGAAUCCCAAUCCUUUGUUUGAAGCCUCCUAUGAGUUUGCCCAUGGUCCCUUGUGUGGACCCAUUACUUUAGGGCCCUCACCCGAUGGCGAACUGGUGUAUCCUUUCAAGAAAGCCUUGGCUUUGGUUACAGGACCCAUGGGAGCCCAGCCAGAACAUCAUUACAGGCGCGAGAAAUGCAUUUGGGAAUUGAAAGUGGCCUCGCAAAGAGAUUUAUGGCUUAAUUUGGAAAAGGCCCGCUUUGGAGAUCGUACCUGUGACAGUGCUAAAAUAGAAGUCUAUCUGGCUGGCAGGCUAGAGCCUCGUUUCAUCAUCUGUCCGGAGAAUGUGUCUUUAGCACGCGACUUACCCAUACUUUCCACUGCCGAUUUGGGAGCAUUGGGAACCGAUCAAGAGCCUUUACCCGUACUCAUACAAUACACAGGAGAUGGCCAGCCGGGCAAGAAUAUCUUUCGCCUGGUAUGGACUGAACUAUUCCAUUUACCCCGCAAUCCAGAUGGCAGUUUGGCGGCCUCUUUACUGCAGGACAAUGACUGCAGCUUCAAGUGUCCUGGCAAUUCUCACAUAUGCCUACCCCGCCACCUGGUAUGCGAUGGCAUACAGAAUUGUCCCAAUGUCUCUCACACCUCCUCCUUAGAAGACUUAACCCAACACAUACAAUGGAAUCUAGAGCAAUUUGAUUUGUGGCACGAACACAAAGACAAAGAACACUUAAUGAAUGCCAUUUUAGAUGAUGAAUCCUCCUUGAUUUGUAUGAAAGCUUACACCCGCAAAUUAUCAUAUGCAGAGAUUACCUUUUUCGCCACCAUCUCGCUGGCGAUAAUUGUCUUAAUCAUUUUAAUUUUACGACUCAUGUGUAGAGGUUCUAAACACAAGGAUGCUUCCGUAAAUUAUUAAAAGUGGAAAACAACAAAUAGAAAAUAGAAAAAACACUUGGAAACAUAUACACACGAAUUUGUUGAACAUUUUCUCAAAACAAAAGUUAUUUAGUGAAUAGUAUACAAAAAAAAUCUUGGGUUUUAAUUUAAAUUUUAGUAUAGAAAUAUAAACAACAAAAUCACAAACACCAACACUUGUACACAAUUUAUUUAAAUUCUAGCUAAAACC
Messenger RNA from Calliphora vicina (urban bluebottle blowfly), 3603 nucleotides. RefSeq lists its product as uncharacterized. The record is from RefSeq and is a predicted model, not a curated record. The transcript is spliced from 8 exons. Bases 55 to 3393 code for a protein of 1112 amino acids. NCBI's taxonomy places the organism in Eukaryota, Metazoa, Arthropoda, Insecta, Diptera, Calliphoridae. Gene Ontology annotation, cellular component: plasma membrane.